Molecule: messenger RNA, 1710 nt
Organism: Aspergillus tubingensis
Lineage: Eukaryota; Fungi; Ascomycota; Eurotiomycetes; Eurotiales; Aspergillaceae
Exons: 5
Coding region: 1-1710 (569 amino acids)
Source: RefSeq, a predicted model, not a curated record
AUGACAUCGCAAGGCUACCAACUAUACGUGGAGGCAAAUGUCAUUGGGUCGAAUAACCGCUCCCCUGAAGCGGUUCUAGCCUACCAGCAGCAUGCGCUUAGGGUGAAACUCCCCCUGUUGAAACUAUCUGGGCACAAGAUCGAGCCGGGGGGUCGUGCAGGGUGGCUAGUGGCCCAGCAGCUAAAGAGGCAGACGCUCCAUCCGGCAACAGCCCCGACGUCAUCGCUCUUGUCGCAAAUCCAUCUCUCAUCAACGGUUCUGCUUUCUUUGCGCUGCCCCGCCAUAUUUUUAAUCAACGGCCCGCCCCAGUCAGCCGCUGCCGUCACCCACGGUUCGCUUGCAGUCAGUUCCUUUCCCUCUAGUAUUCCCUAUCAGGUCAUCCACUCCUUCAAUCCAAACAUAUCACACAUGUCUCGAUACGGCGACUACCGUCGCUCUACUGGGGCUCUCGACGAGGACCAUUAUUCGCGGGACCGUGAGCGUCACCGUCACCGUCACCGUUCACGUGGACCCCCGGUACUCGAGCGCCCCCGUCGUGUCGAAGAGGAUGAUCGCUUCGAAUAUCGCCUUAAGGAACAGGAGCGAUACGGCCCCCCUGCCCGUCGCUCUGAAAUAUUCUACGAGGAUGACCAUAUAGCCUACUCCCCAGGCCCGCUGGUCACCUACCGCCAUGCCGAAAGUCCUCCCCCGCGCCCGCGCCUUCUGCGCCGACAGUCUUCCUUGGACACUUUCGACCGCCCAACACGCAAGGUCGAUGAAUAUUACUAUAGCGACUACCCGCCUAGAGCUCCUCCUAGUCCCCCACCGAUGCGAAGACGAGGCUCCUUCCACCGUGUUCGUUCGCCCGACUACUACGAGGAAAUCCGUAUCGCGGAACCAGACUACUAUGGCGAUGAAGAGUACCGGGAGUUCCGUGAGCGUGAUCGGAUCGUGGAGCGCCCACGUCGCUCAGUGAGUCGGUAUCGUGGGAGAAUGGUAGAGGAAAUUGACGUGGAGAAACCGUAUCCUCGGAAAGGCAGAACUCGCAUGCCUCGCAAGUUGGUUCACACCAGCGCGAUCCGCGAGUUUGGCUAUCCGUAUGAGGAAGAGGGAAAAAUGAUCAUCAUUCAGGUUGCUCUUUCCAAGGAGCAGAUUGACGAGGUCAUCAGUCGAAGUCGUGAGAUCAAGCGCAUGACCGAGACACAUUAUAAGCAUACCUCUUCACCCUCACCCAUUCGCGACAGACAUCGCGACCGCAUAGUGGAAAAAAUCGCUAUGGAGAGUUACACUCCCCGGACGAGCCAUGAGACUUUGCUCAUCGAGCCAUCUCCGUCCCGGCACCGGUCGCGGUCGCGCCAUCACCAUCAUCACCACCACCAUCCCGAGCUGGAGGAAACGAAAAUAACCAGGACAGUCUCUCGGACACGAAACGUGUCCGUCCAGGGUCGCCCUCGCCGUCGGUCAUCGCCCGUGCGUAGAAUUGAGCGGUAUGACGAUGGAGCGCAAUCCACUAAGCUUCAGUCCGGCCCACUUGCAAUCGUUGUACGUCCGCGAGACAGUGAUGACGAUCUGCGGGAAUACACGCAAAUCGAGCGACGUGGCGGUGGGGAGGUGAUCCGAGACACGGAGGUUAUUGGCGACGGCGAAGAAGAGGAGAUCCUCGAGGUGAAAAAGGAUCGCAGAGGCCCGAGCUCACGGCUCAUGAGAGCGAUGAUGGCGACUUUGACUUAA